AGAGAGUCUCUGACGAAGGUCUUCACUUCAUUGUUCAUCGAAUCUUUGCGCUGUUAACGUUGUUGAGUGUCGCUCUCCGUUAAUUUAGUUUGAAUAUUCUCAAAAACUUGUGAAUUUCCGAAUAAUAGAGAUUUAUUCAGUGUUCCAAUACAAUUUUGUUCUACAUUCGUUUAAUUAAUAAAACUACAUCUUAAAAUGACGGACGUCGAAAUGAAGCCUGCAGAAAAAGUAACCGGUGAAACAGAGGCGGAAGCUCCAAAAACUGAUAACGAGCACCAGCGCAAAGUAAACGUUGGCAACUUGCCAUCAGAUGUGACGGAACAACAGCUGCGCGAGUAUUUUAGCGGACAUGAGAUCGAAAAGGUGGAGAUUUUCCAUUAUCGCAAGUACACAUUGGCUAUGCUCUUGUUUAAAGAUAAAGAGGCGGCCACAAAGGCUAUUACCGAGAAGGAAGGAUCCAUAUUCCGUGAACGUCGCCUUCGCAUGCAUCUGGAAUACAUCACGAUCCGGCACAUUAGGCGCGAUGUCAUCGUUGUCGUUGUUGACGAUGAAAACACGACCGAGGAGCAAUUGUGGGACAAAUUGAAGGUUGCAGGCGUUGAGCCAACUUCGGUACUGCUUUUCCAUCCCUUGGGCUAUGUAUCUUUGCCAAAGGAUUCGGAUAAAUCUGCCAUUUUGGAAAAGUUGAAUGGAGCUGGUUUCAGUGCGCAUGACGUCAACCAGCGCGAUCAAAACCAACAUCUUGAUAUUUGGCGGGCUGCUAAGUUAUUUUUCCGCAAUCGGAACCGUGUCCAAUUGCUAAACAUCCCAAACAAGUGGAUCGAGGAUAAGGAGGAGAUGAUGAAGCAAUGUGCCGAAGGUGGUUCAAUUUUAGAAGCAGUUUCAAAUAAUGUGAGCCAAAAUGCUUCUAAUUACGCUCGUAUUUUUUACGAGACCGAAGAGCAAGCCGCCAAGGCAGCUACUGUUUUGAAUGGUCGUGUGUUUGAGGAUAAACGUAUUCAUGCUUUGCAUCUAGGAUCAGCUUUGGUUCCAAAUUACAAAACAUCGGUGUAUGUUACUGCUUUGGAAAAGCAAACUACUGAAGAGCAGGUGUAUGAUCAUUUUAAGCAAUUUGGUGACAUUGACUUUGUAAAUCGUCGUAACUGCAACGAUGCAGCUAUCAUUUGCUUUAAAACUGCAGAUUCGGUAGAUAAAGCUUUAGCCUGUACUACUUUUCCGGUCCCAACUGAGGAGAACAAGGAUGCAACAAAGGAGGUGACGGUGAAGAAAUACGAUGGCCCAUUGGUGCUUCGACCACAAGCUAUCAAACGAAAAAUUAAGACCACCGAAGAUGGCAAGCCGAUUGACACGGAGGAAAGAACUAAGGAACAACAAGAUGUUUUGAAAAAACUACAAGCAUACUUUCCCGUAUUUGUCGCUAAUGUUCCGUUGAACUGUCCUCCAUUGGAAUUAAAGCGUUACUUCACCCAGCAUGGACCAAUCAAGUUUAUGUUCUCGCCACAGAUUGUGCCAUAUCGCACAAGCGCUCCGCAUCCGGUGAAGACAUUUAUCAUCUACUACAACUUCAAGCCAAGUGCGCAAAAUGCUUGCAAAUUUCUCGAUCACAAGUUUUUCGGUGGACACCGUUUGCAUGUGCUUCCGUUGCGCGGCGAGCAAUCUUUCGACACAACAAAGACACUAAAAUUGACAAAGAUUCCCUACUUAUCCGAGGAUGCAUUGUUCAAGAAGAUUAAGCCAUAUGUUGGUAAGAUCAAUCGCAUUGUGAAGAAAUCGAGAUUGGCUGCGUACAUUGAGCUCAAUGAUCCUGCUGAUGUUGAGAAGAUGUUAAAAACUGAUGCAGCGGAUCACCCGUUCCCAAAGGGCCGGAUUGAAGCUAUCAAAACAGCGGUGAAUGUACGACUCUACAAUGAGAACGAUUCGCGUGUGUUGGCCGGCAUCGCUAAGAUUAUCUCGCAAAAUCCGGACAUGCUCAAAAAAACCCCAAUAUCUCAGGGUGGACCGAUGAACAAGCGCCCACGUCUUAAUGGUCCCGGUUUUAAUCAAGGCCCUGGUGGCUUUAAUCCCAAUAGCAAUCUGAACAAUCCCCAAGCUAUACAAGACUUGUUGCGUCUUGCGUUCAUGUCUGGUAAGAACGUUGGCGAGAGUCUGGCUUCUAGCCAGAACUCGUUUGAUGGUCCCGAUCCACCAAUUGCCAGUUCAAACAACUUUGGCGACGGUGGUUUCGGAAAUCGUAAUAGCAAUCGCAAUAACCAAGGCGGUCAAGGCAACUUCCGUGGUCAAGGAAGAAACAUGAACCAGAACAACCGUGGCAAUGCCAACAAUAGUUUUGGCGGCAAUAAUGCUGGUGGUAAUAACUUCCAAAAUGCCCCCGGAAUCAAUCAGAACCGUGGUGGCCAGAACGUAACAAACCGUGGUGGUAAUCAACCGAACAACCAAAACCGUAAUGCUGCUAAUAAUGAAAUUGCUAACGUUGUUGCCCAGAAUCGUAAUAACCUGAAUCAAGGUAACCGUGUGCAGCCAAAUAAACCAGGUCUUGGUGGCAACAACCUGAAUCAGAAUAGGAACCAAGGUGGCGGCAAUCUAAACCGCAACCAGAACCAAAAUCGUAACCAAAAUAAUCGCAACAAUAACUUCGACAUUGACUCCUCCUUUGGAGGAGGUAACACCUUUGGCAAUAAUCGUAACAAUUUUGCUAAUGAUAAUUUUAACAACGACAGCUUUGGCAACAAUCGUAAUGAUAAUUUCUCAAGCGACAACUUUAGCGGCAACAACCGUAAUAACUUCGGCGGUAAUAACCGCAACCAGAACGACAAUUUUAGCUCGUUCGGUGGUGGUGGAAGCAAUAGCAGCGGCACUGGCAAUAAUCGAUUCAAUACCGAUAAUAACCAAUUCGGUGGUAAUUUUAACCGCAACCAAAACAAUCGUUUCGAUGACGAUAACAACUUCGGUGGUAAUAAUCAGAACCAGAAGGGUAACAACUUUAACCCGAACCGUCAAAACAAACAAUUUAAUAGUGGCAACCAGGGAGGUGGUAUGUCCUUUGGCGAAUUUAACUCGAAUACCAACCGUAACUUCGGCGGUGGUAAUUCUAACAGUAAUUUCAACCCCGGUAAUGUCGGUGGUGGAAAUAAGUGGAACAACAAUUCCCAGCAAUCGAACACGGGCAGCCGCCUCGCUGGUAGCAUUUUCAGCCGCCGCUUUUAAACAGCAGGCAUAAUUUUUUAAAAG
This is a messenger RNA of Topomyia yanbarensis, 3228 nucleotides long. RefSeq lists its product as uncharacterized. The transcript is spliced from 5 exons. Gene Ontology annotation, cellular component: nucleus; cytoplasm; ribonucleoprotein complex. Bases 196 to 3204 code for a protein of 1002 amino acids. Gene Ontology annotation, molecular function: mRNA binding. Lineage: Eukaryota; Metazoa; Arthropoda; Insecta; Diptera; Culicidae. The record is from RefSeq and is a predicted model, not a curated record.